Molecule: messenger RNA, 3347 nt
Organism: Theileria parva strain Muguga
Lineage: Eukaryota; Apicomplexa; Aconoidasida; Piroplasmida; Theileriidae
Gene: MCM3
Product: DNA replication licensing factor MCM3
Exons: 4
Coding region: 280-3309 (1009 amino acids)
Biological process (GO): mitotic DNA replication initiation; DNA strand elongation involved in DNA replication; double-strand break repair via break-induced replication
Cellular component (GO): MCM complex; nucleus
Molecular function (GO): single-stranded DNA binding; ATP hydrolysis activity; ATP binding
Source: RefSeq, a predicted model, not a curated record
AUCUGCUCCCCAUAUGAACUCCGAAUUCCCAUACACAAAGAAUUCGCUUAUAUUAUUCCUUUUUCGCUAUCAGGACAAAGUAGUUGUUUGAACUUAAAAUUUUCAGUCAUUUUAAUCCGACGCCCGGCCGGACCAAUGUGUGUUUUAGCGGGUAGAUUUAUGUCUGGAUUUUUUUGAUUUUUUUUCCAAAUCACCUUAGGCACAAUUUGGUACAAUAUUAAUUUAAAGAGUUCAAAUACCGGCGAGUAGUAUAACUAGUAUUGAGAAGGUGUGUAGAAAAUGAGUCAGAUCUCGGGUACGGAAUCCUCGGCAAAUCUGUUGUCGAGCACACAGAACUCGUACCUUAAUCAGUUCCAGAUUAUGACCUCGUCGGAAGACGAAACUUCGAAAUUGCUCGACUUUUACGACCGCGUUUCCUCCGGCACUGUGAAUCUGCACCCUUCAUCUCAGAACGACGACUCCGUGGAACGAAAAAAGAAACUUUUGGAUAGGCUAAACCAGGACGUUUUGGCUGAAUAUGAAGACGCCCGUAAGAGUGUCAUCAUUGCACAGCAAAAUUACAAGUCCUUGGUUGAUCGUUUUUUAACGUUUGCAUCCGAAAAUAAACAAAUUUACUCCAAAACUGUACAACUUUAUGAAGAGGCCUUUAAGGAGUAUGAGAAAUCAGCCGCCACAACUAACCUCCAAAUGCCAAUGCACCUACGAAUCAUUGUCAAUUUAAGCCUCUUGUACCUCAGGGCAGACAACGCAAAUUCACUCACAAAACUAUUAAUAAAGUCACCAUACGUUUCAUUCCAGGCUUUUGAAGAUGCAAUUGGCGAGAUUUGGAAGAACCAAGCCACUAAGGUACCACUCCCCUCACCAAAACUAGGAAUCUGCGGCUGGCUUGGAAGACACCAUGUUACCCCAAGAGGUUUAUCAUCAACUAUGAUCAACACACUUGUUGCGGUUGAAGGAGUUAUUAACAAAUGUUCUGGAGUGUAUCCUAAGUUGAGUACGAGUGUGUAUGUUGGCGAGGAUUUGUUGGACGUAUACAACGAGAGAGAAAAGAUGGUUUACAUAAGGAACCACUACGACUUGACUGACUUGAACAAGACUAAAGUGGACACCACAAUGCCACCUCCAGUUGAUCCCCAGGGAAAAGUGGUGUUUAGACAGGAGGUAGGCCUCAGUAACUUUAAGAACUAUCAGACGUUUGUACUUCAGGAAACACCAGAAGACUCAUCUUUGGGUCAAAUGCCCAGAUACGUCUCAGUGAUAGUUCAAGACGACUUGUGCAACAAGGUGAAGUGUGGUGAUAGAGUUCGCAUUUGGGGAGUUUACAGGAUGCUAACACCUAAUACACUUAACUCAAGCACAAUUGGAAGUAGUAUAGGAAAGCCGUUUCUGGUGGCAAAUCAUCUUCUAAUUAAGGACCAGUAUAGCUUUUCUAACACUACUGUUAUCACAGAUGAUGACAGGGCUAAAUUCAAGUAUUUGGCAGGAAGAAAUGACACAAUAACUGUUCUUACCAACAGUGUGGCUCCUUCACUUUGUGGUCUUUCACUUGUAAAGAAGGGGAUUUUGCUAAUGCUUGUUGGCGGUCAUUUGAAUCCAAUGAAUGAUUCUCAACAAACGUCCUACAACUCUAAGGAAUUAGAUUCUGAAAACCCUAACGAAAAUCUAUUCACCAGUGGAGAGACUAGGGAAAACUUAAGAGGUGAUAUUCACGUGUUACUGGUUGGCGACCCAGGUUGUGGGAAAUCUCAACUCCUUAGGUUUGUAAUGGCACUACUUCCCAAUACAAUUUCUACCACUGGCCGAGGUUCCACCGGUGUUGGUUUAACUGCUGCAAUUGUACAGGAUGAAGAAACCGGAGAACGUAAAGUUGAGGGAGGAGCCAUGGUUAUGGGGGACAGAAAGAUAGUCUUGAUUGACGAGUUUGACAAGAUGAACUACGCAGACAGAGUAGCAAUUCACGAAGUCAUGGAACAACAGACGGUUUCAGUGGCAAAGGCAGGAAUCCACACCACCCUAAACGCAAGAUGCACAGUACUGGCAGCCGCUAAUCCUCUCUACGGCUGCUGGUCUGAAGAUAUGCAAAUUAAUGAACAAUUAAAUUUUGAAUACUCACUACUAUCUAGAUUUGACUUGAUAUUUAUUGUGCGUGAUGUGAACAAUGAGAUGCAAGAUGAUAGAAUAGCGGAUGCGAUUUUGAGGAACAUAACACAAAAGUCGAGGCCUGUACCAUCAAUUAACAGGGUGAACAAGUCAUCAGUUAUCCAACCGAUUCAAAGUGACCUUCAAUUGCAAGUCCAGUACACAAUAACAACAGUGAACAACACUGGGUCUGAUUUUAAAACUGACACUGUAGGUGCAGAAGCUGAUUUGCAGGCGAAUCAAGAGAAGAAUACUGCUAGAAUGAGGACAGGAAGGGUUUUGAGAAGUGGUAGAACUACUGGACGGACAAGCACUUCAGACCGUAUGGACUCCCUUUUUAAUAACAACUUGAGUUACUUAGAUGACAAUGGAGUUGAGCAUGAGAUUCUUGACCUUUCGACACUUAAAAAGUACAUUUACUACUGCAAGGACAUGUACUACAAGGAGAUGCAUAACGCAAAGAACUGGUCACCAGGACCUGAACUAACUCUUUUGGCACGAAAUGAGAUCAGCAAGAGUUACUCCCAGAUGCGCCAGAGAUGCAAGGAUAACAAGAAGAAGUUGUUACAGCUUGUUUCUCCUCGUACUUUGGAAGCUAUUCUGAGGCUCUCAACAGCAUUUGCAAAGCUCAAACUGAGUAGAUACAUAACCAAGGAACAUGUAAAAGCCGCAGUGAAGCUCUUGAACUAUACUAUUUUCGGAGAUGUUUACACAACUAAGGAUUCCAGUAAGAAGGACGAGGACGUUGAUUUCAGCAGUGGCUCAGAAAGUGAUGAUGAUUUCGUUGAUGCAGACCUACUCUCAUCUGACGAGGAGCGUGAGAAUUCUAGAACCAGUAGAAGAGGCAGCACUUCUAAGGGCAACAAAAGACUUAAACGUUCCAAACAAACUACUACCACCACAACUGAUAAAAAGGCUGACAAAACUGCUGAAAGUUCAGAAACCACGGAUGAACAACUUUCACUGGAGUUUAACAAGAAUUUAAUGGACAACUUGCAAAAGUUGGAUUAUGGUGAUGGUGUUGCGUUGAAUGACUUAUUUGCAGCCUACAAAUCCUACGAAAAGGACCUAUCCCUGGCUAAGUUUAAGAGCCUGUUGGUUAACUUGUCAAACUCAGAUAACGCUCCAAUUGUUUAUGCACAAGACGAUGAAAAGGUUUAUACUUGCUAAUUUCAACAAUUAUCUAUUUAUAAUUUCAUGCACGCAUG